UCGCCUCGAAUGCUCGAGGAGGAAGAUCGAUGGUGACGUUCCCUUGUCGUUGACGAGAGUAAGACGGAUCUGUGAUGUCGAUCUGUGAACCGUAGACGAGGGUGGAGAACGUGAGAAGAUGAUCGAAGGGUGAUCGGGAAGAGGAAAGUAGGCUUGCUUUGGAAAACUUUCUUUUUCCGAGUGGUGGGGAUUUGUCGGAUCGGGAACCCGGUACGGGACGGUGAAGCACCGAAGAUGAGAAUGGAGUUGCAGAUCUCGGUAUGCCUGACGGCCCUCGUGCUGACGAUAGCCGCCGAGGAGAGGCCGAGGAACACCGUCUCGGUGUCCUCCGGCACGGCAUCGAUCCAGAGCAACACGAUCCAGAAGCUGAUCAAGAUUCUGGAGAAGUACGGGCUCGAGGAGCAGAGGGGCCUGAAGAGGGUCUACCUGAGCAACAGGUCGAUCACGUGCAACGACGGAUCCCAGGCUGGGUUCUACCUGCGGAAGUCGCACGGAUCCAGGAGGUGGAUCAUUUUCCUGGAAGGUGGAUGGUACUGCUACGACCACAAGAGCUGUAGGAACAGGUGGCUCAGGUUGAGGCAUCUGAUGACGUCGACACAAUGGCCCGAGACACGCGACGUUGGCGGCCUAUUGUCGGCGAAUCCCGAGGAGAACCCAUAUUGGUGGAAUGCGAAUCACGUGUUCGUUCCUUAUUGCACGAGCGACAGUUGGAGCGGAACCAGAGCCUCGUUGAACGAUAUGUUCUCCUUCAUGGGGGCAGAGAUUGUACUGCAGGUGGUACGAGAUCUCGUUCCACUUGGCCUCGAGAACGCAAGCUCCCUUCUUCUAGCUGGUAGCAGCGCGGGUGGAACCGGUGUCAUGUUGAAUUUGGAUCACGUGCACAAUUUGGUUCACCACGAUCUAGGCUUGAAGCAUAUCGCGAUAAGAGGCGUAUCCGACUCGGGAUGGUUUCUCGACAGGGCUCCGUAUUCGCCGAAUGGUUUGUCACCGGUUGACGUUGUUCACAAGGGAAUGGAACUUUGGAAGGCUCGAAUGCCGCACAAUUGCGUCAACAAACACCGAAACGAACCGUGGAGGUGUUACUUCGGCUACAGGCUGUAUCCAACGUUGACCGCCCCCCUGUUCGUUUUCCAAUGGCUGUUCGACGAAGCUCAGAUGUCGGCGGACAACGUGGGUGCGCCGGUGACCAAGCAGCAAUGGGAUUACAUACACAAAAUGGGCGACAGCCUGAGACAGACGUUCGAGAACGUUACAGCGGUGUUCGCUCCCAGCUGCAUCAGUCACAGCGUUUUGACGAAAAGAGAUUGGCAAUUGGUCAAGAUCGACGAGGUUUCUCUGGCGCAGGCGUUGCACUGCUGGGAGCAAAUGCCAAUCGGAAAUCAUCGAAACGUCACUCGUUCGCCAAUUGAGACGAACCAGCCGUGCACAAAGUCGUUGCGGAAGCUGGUGCGAUCCGGGUCGACGAAGGGAAACGGAACUUCGUCCGAGGCAGGAAAAAGUGGGAAAGGCGAGUCUGUGGCCGAGUUGCAGAAAGUCAGGGCCCCGUUGAAAUCGGUCAUGGGGAAAACCUCGUCUAACGCCGUGGUGCAGGACAAGGAGGGGAAAAAGAGGAAGAGGCGAAAGCACAAAGGGAAACGCAGGGAGAGGAACAAGGAAGCGAGGUCGAGGAAGGAGAAGCACGAGCGAAGAAAAGCUACGGGUCGGCGUAAGGGUAACAAGCAGAACAACGACAGCAACCACACAGGCAUGUUCAACGGGACGAGGCCGCAGCGGUCGGUGAUACCAUCUGGCAAACGGAAGUGUGUUCAGGGCUGCCACUUCCGGUUAAUCGAACGUUGCACUUGGCCGCAGUGUAAUCACAGCUGCCCGAAGCUGCACAACCCGUUCACCGGUGAGGAAAUGGACUUUAUCGAGUUGUUGAAGAGCUUCGGCCUCGACAUGAAGAGCGUGGCGAACGCGCUCGGCAUAGACAUACAAACGUUGAACAGCAUGGAUCACGACGAGCUGUUAAAUCUUCUUACGCAACGAGCGAAUUAACACGUCGCGCACUAAGAUAAUUCG
Apis florea (little honeybee) is the source of this 2061-nucleotide messenger RNA. RefSeq names its product palmitoleoyl-protein carboxylesterase notum (gene Notum). The record is from RefSeq and is a predicted model, not a curated record. Gene Ontology annotation, molecular function: hydrolase activity. Lineage: Eukaryota; Metazoa; Arthropoda; Insecta; Hymenoptera; Apidae.